AUGCUACAGCGUUGGCACACGCGCCACCUGCCCACCGACCCGGCGGAGGUGCUCGGCCCCGACGUGAAGGGGAAGACCUUCAUCGUCACCGGACCCACGAGCGGGAUCGGCACGACGACCGCGGAGACGCUCGCGAGAGCCGGUGCGCGCGUGGUGCUCGCGUGCCGAACGGUGAAGCGCGGGCAGGCGCUGAUCGACUCGUGGAACUCCACGCAAUCCGAGCCGCUGAGGUGCGAGGCGAUGCACCUGGACCUCGACUCGCUGGACUCCGUCAGGACCUUCGCCUCAGCCUUCCUGGCCAAAGGGGAGCCCCUGCACUGUCUGCUGAACAACGCCGGCGUCUUCGACAUGUCCGGCGCGUUCAACCGCACGAAGGACGGCCACGAGUCGCACUACGGCACCAACUUCCUCGCCCCCGCGCUCCUCUCGCUCCUGCUCAUGCCGUCGCUCAAGCUCGCGGGCACCGCGUCGGCGCCCGCGAGGGUGGUGUUUGUGUGCAGCAAGCUCCACCAGUUCUGCCGGAGGCUCCCGCUGGACGACCUCGGGUUCGAACGGCGAUCGUACGGAGCCAGGGCGGCGUACGCGCAGAGCAAGCUGGCGGAAAUCCAGUUCACGCGGGAGCUGGAGCGUAGGCUCGGGGUGAUGGACGGCGAGGACGGCUCGGUGAGGGGCGACGCGACGGUUCGGUGCGUGACGGUGCACCCGGGGAACAUCGUCACCGGGGUGGUCAGGACGCUGCCGUACGUGGUCCAGGUGGCGUACAAGAUCAUCAUGAGCCGCGUGUUGCUCACGCCCAGCGAGGGCGCGCGCGCCAGUCUGUACGCGGCGACGAGGGGGGAGGCGCUCACCGGCACGGGGCGGGCGCCGUAUUUCACAUCCGAGUGCGUCGCAAAGUCGCCGAGUCCGCCGGCGCUCGACGACGAGGCGGCGGCGAAGCUCUGGGACGCGACGCUCGCGACGCUGGGGCUGCCGAAGGACUUCAAGCCGUGA
Messenger RNA from Micromonas commoda, 990 nucleotides. RefSeq names its product forever young-like oxidoreductase (gene FEY). The record is from RefSeq and is a predicted model, not a curated record. NCBI's taxonomy places the organism in Eukaryota, Viridiplantae, Chlorophyta, Mamiellophyceae, Mamiellales, Mamiellaceae. Bases 1 to 990 code for a protein of 329 amino acids. The transcript has a single exon.